AUGGCUAAUAUGGCCAACAUGUUCGCCCUCCUCGACGAGGACGCUCCCAAGGCUGCCCCUGCCAAGGAGAACAAGCCUGCCGCUGCGGCUGCGCCCGCCAAGAAGGCGCCCGCCAAGACCGGCGACAAGCCCGCCGGCAACCGCAACAACGGCAACGCCAAGCGCGCUCCCCGCGCCCCUCGCGAGUUCGAGGGCUCCGUCGAGGGCACCGAGGGCGGCCGCAGCCGUCCCCGCAACGCCGAUCGCCGCAAGCCCAAGGACGGCGAGGGCGGUCGUCGCGACCGUGCUGACCGCUCCGGCCGUGGCCACGAGGGCCCCCACCGCGGCGGCGCCGGCAAGGGCGGCUGGGGCAAGCCCGGUGACGAGCUCAACGCCCCCAAGGAGGGCGACGACGCCGAGCCCGAGCCCGAGCCCGAGGAGCCCGACAACGAGAUCUCCAUCGAGGACUUCGAGGCUGCCAAGGCUGCGAAGAAGGCUGCCCUCAACGCCGCCAUGGCCAAGGGCGCCACCGCCAAGGAGGUUGACUCCUCCGCCUUCGCCUCCAUGACGCUCGCCGCCAAAUCCGAGGACGUCAACGAGUUCUCCCUCGACGGCGCCGGUCCCAAGGCUAAGCGCGAGCGCGAGCGCAAGGCCAAGGAGGCCGCCAAGCUCGAGCUCGGCUUCAAGUCCGCACCCACCGCCCCCGCCGAGGACCGCCCCGCACGUGGCCCCGGCGGUCGCGGCGGACGCGGCGACAGGCGCGAAGGCGCGGGCCGCGGCGGUCGCGGCGAGGGCCGCGGCGGCCGCGGCGGCCGCGGCGGCGACCGCCCCGCCGGCGGUCGCGGCGGCUCCGGCCUCAACGUCAAGAUCGAGGACUCCUCCGCCUUCCCCACCCUCGGCAAGUAA
Molecule: messenger RNA, 885 nt
Organism: Micromonas commoda
Lineage: Eukaryota; Viridiplantae; Chlorophyta; Mamiellophyceae; Mamiellales; Mamiellaceae
Exons: 3
Coding region: 1-885 (294 amino acids)
Cellular component (GO): nucleus; cytoplasm
Molecular function (GO): RNA binding
Source: RefSeq, a predicted model, not a curated record